Messenger RNA from Cyanistes caeruleus (blue tit), 7350 nucleotides. The record is from RefSeq and is a predicted model, not a curated record. Lineage: Eukaryota; Metazoa; Chordata; Aves; Passeriformes; Paridae.
UUCCCCUCCCUCUUCUCUUUGCAGCAAAUGGAGCUGCUGCUGGUGAAUAAGCUGAAAUGGAAUCUGGCUGCAAUGACCCCCCACGAUUUCAUUGAACAUUUCCUUACUAAAAUGCCUCUGGCAGAGGACACCAAGCAGAUCAUCCGUAAACAUGCUCAGACUUUUGUGGCUCUGUGCGCUACAGAUAUUAAAUUUAUUUCAAACCCACCUUCCAUGAUCGCAGCUGGCAGUGUGGUAGCAGCUGUGCAAGGCCUGCAUCUGGGGAACACUAACACUUUCCUCUCCUAUCAAUGCCUCACACAUUUCCUAUCACAAGUUAUCAAAUGUGAUCCGGAUUGUUUACGAGCCUGCCAAGAACAGAUUGAGUCCCUCCUCGAGUCCAGUCUACGCCAGGCACAGCAGCACAAUGUAUCUUCAGAAACAAAGACUGUAGAGGACGAAGCAGACCUCUCCUGCACACCUACUGAUGUGCGAGACGUGAACAUUUAAAGAGGACUUCUUCUUACAUGGAUUUGCUUGGCAAGAAAAGCAGACAAAGAAAGGGCAUCUGAGAAGGAAUCGGCAUCAGGAUCUCCCCCCCAGAAACCCUUUUCUCCAGGACAUUUUUAUACCAGAAGGGAAAACCAGUCUUGUUAUAUUUUUUUCUUGCUCUCCCUUCCAUCUGUGACUUCAAACAAACAAAUAAACAAAAAAUACCCCAAAAACUGUCUUAAAAAUAGAAAAAAAAAUAGUAUUUGCAUUACCCCCAGGGGUUUGUGCUACAAAAAUAGAGGAUUUUAUACAAUAAUAAUCAACUAGUUUUAUAUUAAAGUGUUCUUGUCUGUAUGUUGUAAAAAUAGGCAUUAACACACGAAAUGUCUCCAGGGGAGGUAUUAGAUUUGAUUUCUUACAUAUAAAACAAACCAACCAACCAUUUUUAAAGUAGAAGAGGGUUUUGUUUUGUUUUUUUUUUUUUAGCUAGUAAAUGAAAUAUUCUUUUUCUUUAAAAAGCAUAGCUUUAACGCAGUUCUAGGCUUUUCUAUAUCUUGCUUGCUUAUGCAUUUAGUCACUUUAUAAUUCAUCUGUAAAUGUUUAUUUUACUUCCUUAGGGUUUUUUUUAUCCUCUUCACCUUAUAAAUGGUUAACGUAACCCAUAAGUUAGUGUAUGUUAGUAUGCAGCAUUAUUAUAUGUUAAUCUUUUUUUUUUUGUUGUUGUGCCUGUGGAUUGCCUGUGCAUUGAGGCAUUUGUAGGGUUCCAGCUUAGUGUGGUUGGGAAAGGCCAAUGUACUACUCAUACAGGACCCUAUUAUAAAGAGAAACCGAAAUAGUGACAUAAUAUAUUAUAUUUUUGUAAUCUUCCUAUUUUUGUAGUUACCUGUGUAAAAAUGCUGGUCUGACCCCACAGAUAUUCAGCCUAAUUAUGGUCAGGUUCAAUCCACAGUUCAGUCUUUUUUUUUUUUUUUUGUUCGUUUGUAAUAUUCUAAAACCAUUCCAUUCAAAGCACUUUCAGUCCAUUAGAUAUAGGAAAUACAUUCUUUUAUUGUGUGGGAGGUUUUUUUUUUUUGUUUGUUUGUUUGUUUUUUUAAUGGAAUGGUUUGGAAAUAUAUUAAGUGCUUGUUGGCAAACUUGGAAUUGCAAAGCAAGUGCAUUUAACUAUGGUGUUAGAGGAGAGGUGAUUCUUUUUUUCCGAAGGUUGUGUUCCAGUGAGAGAAAAUUGCAUUCACAAAUUGCCAGGAUAUCUUCCUUUCCUUUUCUAUAGAAAAGUUUGAAGUUUAGAAUCCUUUGGUGCCAACUCAUCUUUAUAAAUUAGGGGCCUUAAAGGUUCACAUAUAGGACACAUAGUUUUAAGGAUUAUCGCUAGAUGUUUUUACAACUGAAGGUUUUUAAACACUAAAAUAUAUAAUUUAUAGUUAAGGCUAAAAAGAAUAUUUAUUGCAGAGGAUGUUCGUAAGGCCAGUAUCAUUUGUAAAUUAAUGCAAUCGCCCCUUUUGAAAAAGAAAAUCUUUCUACCCUUGAUGUUGCAGUUUUAACCCAGCUUAUUAAAGCAAAAAAAGGACACGCUUCAAAGAACAAACCCAAAACCAAGCAGUCUAUUUGGCCCCUUCCUAUACAUUUACAAAAGCAGUCUAACCAUGAAAAAACGCCAUAGUUAAUAGAUAUGAAAAUUGGAGUACUUGAAAGAAGUUUUUAUUCCAGCAUAUGCCCCAUUUUUGUUUUUUUUUUUUAUUUAGCUACAAAUAGAAAAUUUGCACAUCUUGGCUAUGUAUCUUUUUAUUAUUAUUUUAGAAAGUAGCUGAAGGGACGUGGACAUAGCUGUUGAAGUUGAUGCUCGAGGAGAAUAUGAUGGUGAAAUGUAUGUGAGAAAACUGCCACUAAGGUGUUGAUUGUAAAAAAAAAAACAAUAACAAAUAAAAGAACAAAAAAAAGAAAAAAGAUAAAAAAUCAAAAGAUAAAAAAAAAGAAAAAGAUAAAAGAAAAGGAGUGGAUGCUCCAUUUUUAUUGAGCUGCUAUGGAUAAAUUCCCAGCAUGGUUUGAAAAAAAAUUAACAUUGCUUUUCUGUAUCUUUGUCAUUGUGUUUUGCUGCUAUUUUGUGGAUCAGUUUUUUGUUUUUUUUUUUUGUUAUACAAUGUCAUAUACUGCCAUGUAAUAGGUUUUAAUUUUCUCAUAGAAAAUUAUAUUAUUGACAUCAUUUUUUUUGUAGAUUUUUUUAUGUGAUCAAUUUUUACUUAAUGUGAUUACUGCUCUAUUCCAAAAAAGGUUCCUGUUUCACAAUACCUCAUACUUCAGUUACCCGUGUCUAGACCAGGUUUUGAUGUUCUUACAGUGCCUCAUAGUUCUACUGCAAAUGGAAAUGCAUCGAACAUUGCUCUGAAUGGGUCUCUGCAUUAAUUUAAAAACCAGCAGACAUUUCAGAAGAUCAAGUAAUGUCAAGCGUUGGUUGUUUUUUGUUUUUGGUUUUUUUUGUGGUUUUGUUUUUUUUUUUUAUUAUGCAUUUUAUAAAGCUGGAUUCUUUGUCUGAUCUGGGGUUUAUUAUCAUAGUAGUUUUAAGCUGUGUUAUUAGCCACAUUGAUAUAUGAAAGGUGCAUUAUAAUAUAACUCUUGUGUGCCACCUGAUGUGGUUCUCCCUCAGCUGGGACACAUCAUUUGGUAUGAUAGGUUAUCUUCUGGAACUCUAAGUAUUUUGUGUGUUUAAUCUGUUAUGAUAUACUAGGGUUUUUUGUUUGUUUUGGUUUUUUUUUUGUUUAAUUAUAGCAUAAUGCUAAUUUAAAAAAAGCCUGUAAAUCUCAUAAAUAAGCCAGCUAACAGAGUUGUAUGCUGAAGAAUAAUCUAGCUGUUGCCUGUAUGCUGCUAAACCAAAACAGAAUUAAAACUCAUUUUGAGGCAAAUGCAGUUGAGAUCCUACAUAGUUCAUAAAUAAGCAUUGCAAUGCUACUAGCAGUCGCAGGACCCAGGAGGACUGGAUACAUUCUGUCCAAAUUUCAGGAACAUUUCUUACUGCUUACCUCAUAAAACACUUCUGUUCGUGGCAUCUCUGUGUCUCUGAACCAAACAUGAUUAUUGAGUGUAGUGCUUGUUGGUUUUAUUAUGUGUUACACUGAGUGGCAGUGUGUACUGCAAAUUUCUUUAAAAUAUUGUAUGUACUGAAAAAGGCCAAAUCCAGAUAAGUGGGUUCAUGUGCCAACAGAGAUGCUUUAUUUGUCACGUUAUUAUAACAAUCUGUAGUAAGCAAAAGCAAUUCAGAUUUGUACAUUUUUAAUUGUACUUAUUGUCAUCACUGGUCUGAAAUGCACAUUUUCACCAACAGACCUGUAACAGACAAGUUUCCAGCAAAAAAAUCUAAAGUCUAGAAAUAAAAUUGGUAAAACCCAACUGUUGUCGUCUUUUAAUUUACUUUUUUUUUUUUUUUUAUUGCCUUGAAAAUGCUGAAUGGUUGCAACUCCCCGGUGCUGUGAAUAAAGCACAUGACAUUUUCUAGGUUUGACUCUCCACAUUUUAAAAGCUGAAGACCUCUUGCUGUUAUUUUAGGAAACUGUGGGUGUUUUGAGCUGUGGGUAGGUAACGGUCUGCCUGUCACACCAACGUGUCUUUGUAAAGAAGAAAAAUAUUUUUUUCCUGCCUGAAGACUUUAUUUUUUAAGAUCAAAGGAAAUUAGUCAGAGUAAAAUGACCUUUGGUGGUUCAUGUGAAUAAAGGGUAAAACAUAGUAUAUGUUGGAUAGCACAGAAUGCUUGCUGGUACUUUCUCAUCAGUGGAAGUUUUUGUGUCUUUCCCUCAGACACAGCUUUUACAGCUAAGAUAAUAAGGAAUAAACCUGAAAAACAUUAAAGCCUACUUAAAGUAUGUAAAGAAAGAAGUGAACCUGGGGCAAGAAUUAUAUAUUAUUACAAAGUAAAAUGAAAAAAAAAAUAUAGCCUGUGUUCCAAUACACAUGCCAAAGUAAUUUAUCCUGUGAAAUUAUUUCUGCUUUAAAAUAAUUACAUAAAAGGCCAAGUGCUUGUCCUCCCUGUCACAAAUUAGAAAUUCAGUAUCUGCCUUCUGAGUUUCCCACUGACUAAACUUCAUGUUACAACUGAUUCUGUGCAGCGAGAGCAGUACAGGAAAUGAAAAAUGAAACUCCAGAGCUAACUUCUAACGUGCUAAUCAUUGUCUAGUGCAGAAUAAGCCCCUUUCAGGGCAGUUACCACUAGAUGGGAAACCACCUGCAUCAGAAGAAUCCCAGAUGAGCUCGUAUGAGCUCAGUGGUUUCCCAGUCAUUUCAGCCAGAAACCUGAAGCCUGUGUGGCCUACUGUAAAAUCCCAGAUCAGGUGGGUGAAGUAAAACCAGUACAAAGGGGGUGUGGUUUGUUCCAUUUGAAAUGGGCAGCUCUUCUGUACAGUGAGUGACCCUGGGAGGUGUAAAACACUGAAAGAUGACCUGAACUAAACUCACAGGGACUUCAAAAACACAUCGAGCCGAAGGUUACACUGGUCUGGGCCAAAAAUGAUUCAUUUUUCCCAGCAUAUUAAAAAAAACCCCAAAGACCCCAGAAGGAACAAGUAGCUUACUUUUGUAUGGCUGAUUGCUCAUCUCUCUGAUCUUAAGUGUUUGAAAACCAAGUGAAGACACACUUAGGGGAUGUGGACCUCUGACAAAAAUCUUGUGCUGAUAAAAACAUUGCAGUGAUUCAUUGAGAAAUGUAAACCUGUGUUUGGUUGAAUGUGUUAAGUAGGUUUUGCCAUUCCUAUCUCUAACAAAUGCUGUUAAGCUAAGUGUUGUGACUUAAGGUAGGUUUAAGCCCACAUAGUCAGCUCUAUUAUUUACAUUUUCCUUCUGAACAUCAUCUCUAAAUGCAGACUCCUAAACUUUAAUGUUGGGUGCGCUAUGCCAGUAUUACUCACAUUGCAAAGGGCAGAAAGACAAGAAUGUAGCAAGAAAAACUAUUUACUACAGGCUAUAAAAAAUAUUCAAAUUCAGCUAGGCUAUGCUAUAGCUUAUUAAAGGGAAAACUACUGUAAUUUUUGUAUCAAAUUGAGACAUGUAUGAAGAAAAACCUCUACAGGCCUGCCAAAAACCUCCCCAGUUCCAUUGCUGCAUUCAGGCCAUUUGACAAUCUUGGACCUUUUAUGAACACUUAAAUUCAAAUGCUCUUUAUUAAAGAAUAGACAAGAACUAGAAAAUGAAAAAACUCAUAAUCCACUUGCAUUCAAGUACAGCUGGCAUUUUAAGUGAUAGAAAACUCUAGAAGACAGAGGAGAAAGAGAGAGAAGGUUGGAACUGUUUUUAAGAGUCACGGGAAUGGUCCAUGCACGUGGGCUACAUACUCUGAGAUUGCUACAUUGGGACAAUGGCAGUAAAGCUAUAAAUUAUGCCAUUUUAAUGAAUUCCUGUCAGCAUCAUUUUAUGUGAAAUGUAUCUCUUCAGACAAAUAAGGUAUUUUUAUGAUCCCACAAAUAUAAUUGCUCAUAGUAAUUGCAUUGGCAUGGCCAGCAUAGAUUACAUGUGGCUUCUGACUGAGUUCCUCACCAUAUUCCAAUCAAGUGAUGAGAAAGGGAUUAAAAAUUAGUCAAUGGGAUUGCACUGAUAAUGUGACAUUUGCCAGACCUCUGAUUCUGUUCUUUAUGGCCAAGCAGGACCAAAUGUAGGAGGAAGGCAAAAAAUAUUCUUUUGCAUCUUAAAUGUGAUAAACAUAUAAGAAUGAAAACAAAUAAUUCCUUGCUGAUCCUACAGCACCUGCAGAGCCCUACCUAGACCUGUCCUCCUUUCUGCCUGUGUGACAACCAGGCAUUAAACCAUCUCAUAUUUCAGGGAAUGCACCAAGUAUUCACAGGCAUCAUUUUCCUGAGCGCUCUCUCAUGAAGAAGGAAUUACUAGCAGAAGGAUGCUGUGUCCAUGGCAAAUGGGGAAUAAGGCACAUAGGCAGCAUCUUUACUCUGUGGGGGCCCUGCUUGGUGCAGGACCUCAACUACAGGAGGAGAAGAGGGCAAGACACCACCUGUGGAAAAAGAGAAUGGGCCGGGAGUGCUUGUGCUGACAGACACAUGAAAGAACUGGCUAAGAGGGCAAUCCCUUAGGGCUGGAGAGAGCUCCAGGUACAGAUCUCUACCAGCAUCAGGAAUGCUGAACCAAAGGAGGAAUUGUGCCAUGCAAGGGCCAAGCUCCAAGCCAGGACCUAACAUGUGGACUGACCAGAAAAGGAAUCCUCCUCUGGGUCCAUGUAGGGAGCAGAGGUCUAGAGCUCUGAGUCACACUUGUAUCAUGUGCAUCACAGAAUGGAAAUUGCUACCCACUCACCCUUCCCUGUUGAGUAAAUACAUUUUAGAUUCUGUGUUGCAGAGUGGUUUUGUUUCAUCCAUCCCACCUGGCAGCAGCUCUGUGACACUUGGCUUAAUUCCCUCACAAGCCAUAUUCCAUAGAUGCCUGGUCUCCCAUGACAGCCACCACAUUGCUGCUUAUGGCUGGGAUGUGAUUUGUGACAUUAGCAGCAGUCUCCAAGCAGCCGGGCUGUGAGGGGCAGAUCCUCUCCCAAGGGCCCAUGAAAGCACCAGCAGGGCAUUAUGACAACACACCUGAGCCAGCCUGAGGCAGUGACCUCCUGUCCUGAGCCACUGCUCUGAGGGCAAACUGUCUGCAAUGGGCAAUUGAGCUUUUUGAUGUUUCAUUUCUCCCCUUUAUUAGAUUGUAUCACUCCAGAUUGCUCAAGCAACAUAUCUGUCAGACACGUAUUUUCUGGGUUUCUCUUUCCAUGGAGACCCUUGGACUGCAAAGGAUCAGAAGGGUUCUUCCCUUAUGGAUAUGAUUUUUCAAUGUCAGUGAAAGAAGACUGCCUUCACUUCUGCAUGACAGUGCUCAACAGUGCUGCAGAGUCAAACAGUGCAAAGCCUCACGCCUGUA